UCAAAAUGGCGGCAAGACGAAGGAGUGUAGGGACUUGACAAUUCGUAUAUAUGCUCUCUAAUUACGUUAGUUAUGACGAGUUUUUCUCUUAAAUCGAUGCUUCUUUUACGCUACCCCUGCGUAAAAUGUCGGUUUAAAACCUUAAGAGCGCUUUCUGAAAGUGCUCCAAAGCUUUUCCCGGAGGUGAAUAUGUUCUCAUGCGACCAAGAGAAGCUUGUUUUGGAGAAAAUAAACGAGGGAAGCCUUGAUGAUUUUUCUAACACAAAAGGCAUUGGACCUACACGCGGAAAAACGAUUGUUGAUCAUCGUAUGAAACAUGGACCUUUCCAAACACUGGCUGAUUUGGCAGCUGUUAAGGGAAUUGGGAGAGCUUUUUUUAAGAACUUACUUGAAGUGGACGGUGUUUUGCAAGUUCAAAAGAAGAGGCAUAAAUUGUCAAACCUGUUAACACCGCAACAGAAGAAGACAAUAUCUAGCCUCGUAUCGAUAGAUAUCGGCCUUAGCAACGCAGCCUAUGUUCAUGUUGAUCGGAAUAAACGAAUUCUGGAUUGGAAAAGAAUUUCCGUACCAGUUCCAAAGCCAUACAGUCCUGUGAACUGUAAAAAGUCUGUACAACAAGUUGUAUCCAGCUUGCCUGACGCAGAAUUGUACAUCGUUGAACUACAAAGUCACAGAGCAUCACAUGCGGACCCUGUAAUGUUCCCAUUUGUCCUCCACCUUCGCAUCGUUGAGGCGAUGAUUCAUUGUCUUCUUCAAGAUAAACUUGUCUUUGACGUGAGCCCUUUGAUAACGGCCAGGUAUUUUGGCCUGCCGACAGGUCUGAGAAAAAAAAAGGCAGCAGUUGAUUUGAUCUCAUUUAUGAUACAAAAAACUGAGAAUAUGCAACUUCUCAAAGAAUCCCCUGAAACCUUUUUAGAGAAAAUAACAAGUUUGAAAGGAAGUAAAGAGAUUGUAGGCUCGAUUUUGGCCUCGUCGUCGGUCAAGGAAAAUCUUUUUGAUAAGAAAUGGCAGGCAGACAUACCAGAGAUGUACUUGAAGUAUUUUAUGACAGAGAAAAAGAAAGAUGACCUCAGUGAUUGUCUUUUGCAAGCCUUAGCCUUUUUAGAUCUUGCCUUCCAAGAAUAAGACAGCUGUGUGAUACUGUAACUUAUUUUUGUCUAUCUAACACAGAGAAAGCCCUGCCUACGAACGCUCUGUUAUAUGCCUUCAAUAUAAUGAUUUUGCACUCGAUUUUGUAAUGAAAAAUACAGGAGAACAAGGCUUAGUCGGCUUUCUUCACUUGAAAAAGUGGAGCAAACUUGUUAAUUAUUAUACUAUUCACUACUACUCACGUUAUAAAUUCAAAUAAACAAUGUUUUUAAAGACAGAAGACAGAAAAGGACAAAGAUUCCUAUAUGUUAUUUAGUUUUCACAAUUUCACUGACGAAGCUCGUUGGUUGCCUGACUUUCACUGUAAACUGUUUGUUUCAAGCAAAGUCAAAGAAUUAGGCAAGCUUCCAAAAAUGUCAAUCGUCACCUCUCGUAUAUUUCAAAUUAGUUUUUUUAGCACUUUUGACAUUGCGUAUUUAGUCAAGGAGGUAAAUGUUUAUUA
Dendronephthya gigantea is the source of this 1591-nucleotide messenger RNA. Its product is annotated as transcription elongation factor, mitochondrial-like. Bases 73 to 1125 code for a protein of 350 amino acids. Gene Ontology annotation, biological process: mitochondrial transcription; transcription elongation by mitochondrial RNA polymerase. Gene Ontology annotation, molecular function: DNA polymerase processivity factor activity; nucleic acid binding. Lineage: Eukaryota; Metazoa; Cnidaria; Anthozoa; Malacalcyonacea; Nephtheidae. Gene Ontology annotation, cellular component: mitochondrial nucleoid. The record is from RefSeq and is a predicted model, not a curated record. The transcript has 4 exons.